AUGGCGGACCCAGCUCAGCCUCGCCCUGCGGGCUUCAACACGGAAAGCACUCGAACCCUUCUCAGAGUCGUCAUUCUCUGCCUCAUUGCCGCCGCUGCUAUUGCGAGCCGCCUCUUCUCCGUGAUCCGCUUUGAAAGCAUCAUUCACGAAUUUGACCCGUGGUUCAACUUCCGAGCGACCAAGUAUCUCGUCGAGAACGGUUUCUACAGCUUCUGGGACUGGUUCGACGACCGGACAUGGCACCCCCUGGGCCGCGUCACGGGCGGCACCCUGUACCCCGGCCUCAUGGUCACCAGUGGCAUCAUCUACCAUGCCCUGCGGGCCAUUUCCAUCCCCGUCGACAUUCGAAACAUCUGCGUUCUUCUCGCGCCGGCCUUCUCGGGCCUCACGGCCUUUGCGGCUUACCUGCUGACGAAUGAGAUGACCACGUCGCCUUCGGCCGGCCUUCUUGCUGCCAUCUUCAUGGGCAUCGCCCCGGGCUACAUCUCGAGAUCGGUGGCGGGAAGCUACGACAACGAGGCCAUUGCCAUCUUCCUCCUCGUCUUCACCUUUUAUCUGUGGAUCAAGGCCCUCAAGCUGGGCUCCAUGCUGUGGAGUCUUUUCUGCGCCCUUUCCUAUGGCUACAUGGUGGCCUCCUGGGGUGGAUACGCCUUCAUCACCUGCAUCUUACCCCUCCAUGCCUUCGUCCUCAUCUGUAUGGGGAGGUAUAGCCCUCGACUCUAUGUUGCCUACUCCACCUGGUACACUUUGGGAACGCUGGCCAGCAUGCAAAUCCCCUUUGUCGGCUUUUUGCCUGUCAAGACGAGCGAGCACAUGCCGGCUCUUGGCAUCUUUGGCUUCCUCCAGCUGGUCGGCUUCAUUCAGUUUGUGCGAGCUGCCAUUCCCAGCCGACAGUUCCAGACCUUCCUCUACACCAUCGUCAUUGCCACCUUUGGCAUUGGCAUACUGGGGCUUGUCGCUCUCACGUCUCUGGGGUACAUUGCGCCAUGGAGUGGCCGCUUCUACUCUCUCUGGGAUACUGGCUAUGCGAAGAUACACAUCCCCAUCAUCGCUUCGGUGUCGGAGCAUCAGCCGCCUGCUUGGCCCGCAUUCUUUUUUGACCUCAACAUGCUCAUCUGGCUGUUCCCGGCCGGCAUCUACCUGUGCUUCCAGGAACUCCGAGAUGAGCACGUCUUCGUCAUCGUCUACGGCCUCUUCGGCAGCUACUUCGCCGGCGUCAUGGUCCGACUCAUGCUCACCCUGACGCCCAUUGUUUGCGUCGCUGCCGCCCUCGCCGUGUCCCGCAUUCUAGACACAUACGUCACCACCAAGUCCCCCGACCCUGCUAAGGUGCAGAGUGCUUCCGAGGCGACCACCAAGAAGGCUGCCAAGAGCCAUGGCCUUCGCGGAAGCGAGAAGCCGAUUAUUGGAAUCUUCAGCACAAUUCCCAAGGUUGGCGCGACCGCGUCUGUCAUUGUGUACCUGCUCAUGUUUGUCACUCACUGCACCUGGGUCACCUCCAACGCCUACUCUUCGCCUUCGGUUGUCCUCGCGAGUCGAAUGCCUGAUGGCAGUCAGCACAUCAUUGAUGACUACCGCGAGGCGUAUCAGUGGCUCCGGCAGAACACCAAGGAGGAUGCCAAGAUUAUGUCGUGGUGGGACUAUGGCUACCAGAUUGGGGGCAUGGCUGACCGGCCGACCUUGGUGGACAACAACACUUGGAAUAACACUCAUAUUGCGACUGUGGGCAAGGCCAUGGCCUCUCCCGAAGAGGUUGCCUACCCCAUUAUGCGGCAGCACGAGGUCGACUAUGUGCUGGUGGUGUUUGGUGGGCUGCUCGGAUACUCGGGCGACGACAUCAACAAGUUCCUCUGGAUGGUCCGCAUUGCAGAGGGCAUCUGGCCCGACGAGAUCAAGGAACGCGACUUCUUCACUGCCCGCGGCGAGUAUCGCGUGGACGCUGAGGCGACGGAUGCCAUGAAGAACAGCUUGAUGUACAAGAUGUGCUACUACAACUAUCACACCCUGUUCCCCCCUGGGCAGGCUGUCGAUCGUGUUCGUAGUGCUCGUCUCCCUGAUGAGGGGCCGGUUCUCAACACGGUUGAGGAGGCGUUCACCAGCGAGAACUGGAUCAUCCGCAUCUACAAAGUCAAGGAUCUCGACAACUUUGGCCGCGACCACGCUGAUGUCGCCGCGUUCGAGCGGGGACAGAAGAAGAAGAAGACGAAGAAGAGGGGACCGCGCGUCCUCCGUGACAACUAG
Messenger RNA from Hirsutella rhossiliensis, 2241 nucleotides. Its product is annotated as oligosaccharyl transferase STT3 subunit domain-containing protein. Gene Ontology annotation, cellular component: membrane. Gene Ontology annotation, biological process: post-translational protein modification. The record is from RefSeq and is a predicted model, not a curated record. Gene Ontology annotation, molecular function: dolichyl-diphosphooligosaccharide-protein glycotransferase activity. The coding region runs from base 1 to 2241 and encodes 746 amino acids. The transcript has 5 exons. NCBI's taxonomy places the organism in Eukaryota, Fungi, Ascomycota, Sordariomycetes, Hypocreales, Ophiocordycipitaceae.